AUGCAAAUCGUGAAGGAUUUGCUGGACGAGUUGUUCCUUUGGUUCUGCCAUCUGAUCAUCGAUACCUUCUUCCGUGAAGUCCGGGUCCGUGGCUCCUAUAAUUUGCCUUCCAAAGGGGCGACCCUUGUGGUGAUCGCUCCACACCAUAACCAGUUCCUGGACGCAGCAAUUGUUACACAUGCCAUCCACAAGAUAAACGGACGUCGCACGCUUUUCAUUGAAGCCGCUGCUUCUAUCAGAAGGCCCGUUAUAGGCCAACUAAGUAAAUGGAGUGGAGCAAUUCCGGUGGAAAGGGCGCAGGACCUGUUGACCAAUAAGCAGGGUAAAAUCCGUUACGAGGAUUACAGCAACGAUGAAUUGACCAUUGUCGGGGAAGGGACGAAAUUUACCACCGAUUGCGAGGUUAAAGGGCUGAUUGGACUCCCCGAAAGUGCGGGAAACCAGAAAAUAGCAGAAAUUAUCAGUGACACUAAGCUGAGACUUGCCAAGCCGAUGACCAAAUCCAAGGGUAUCGAGAUGCUCAUACGCGGAACCGCCUAUAAGAGUGCCCCUAAAGUCGACAACCACGACGUUUUCAAAAUGGUCUUCCAAAGACUCAAGGAAGGCGAGCUCAUUGGAAUCGCAAGCGAGGGCGGCUCUCACGAUCGUACCGAGCUUCUGCCAUUAAAGCCUGGGGUUGGAAUUAUGGCAUUGGGCACGGUUGCGGAAUAUGAAGGCACUGAAGUUAAUAUUGUCCCGUGCGGAAUGAACUAUUUCCAUCCACACAAAUUCCGUUCCAGGGCAGUUUUGGAAUUUGGAGAGCCGAUCAAGGUGGGCCCUGAGGAGGCGAGUGCCUAUAAACAGGAUCCAAGAAAAACUGUCGACGCACUUAUGGAAAAUAUCACCACCGCUUUGAAAUCUGUGACCACUCAAAGUCCGGACCUCGAAACGUUGCAAGUUAUCCAGGCUGCGAGAAGACUGUACUCCAAUCCAAGCAGGCCUCUUCCAUUACCCCUGGUUGUGGAAAUGAAUCGGAACCUGCUUAUUGGAUACAGCAAAUUCAAAGAUGACCCAAAGAUUAAGCAUUUGAAAGAGAGUGUGACCGGCUAUAACAAACGACUGGCGUACUUGGGAAUCAAAGACUACCAGGUGGAAACAGUUACCAAAAACCGCUGGCGUACGUUAUUUUUACUUACAACGCGGUUGGUGCGACUACUGGUGUUGCUGGUGUUGAGUCUUCCUGGCACAGUGCUAUUUUCUCCCGUUCUCAUUGCAUGCAAAGUUAUAUCAAGGAAAAAACAGAAGGCCGCUUUGGCUAACUCGAGUGUCAAGAUCAAAGCCAUCGACGUUCUGGGGUCAUGGAAAGUCCUUAUCGCUUUAGUGGCUGCACCAAUAUGUUACUUUAUCUAUUCUGCAAUUGGCACCGUGCUUGUCUUCAAAUAUGAGUUGGUCAGAUACAAUUCCUGGAAUGUUCUUGUUACUUUCGCUUCCUGGUGGGCUCUGCUUGUUUCCACCACGUACGCUGCAUUUGUGAUGGGAGAAGUUGGUAUGGAUAUUUUCAAAUCCAUCAGACCGUUGAUCUUAUCUCUUUCUCCAAGAUCCACUGAUUUGGACGAAUUACGGAAGGAAAGGCAACGUCUCUCUGCAGAGAUUACAGAGGUGAUCAACGAACUAGGACCUAAAGUUUUCCCAAAGCUGGACAAGCACAGCCUGGCUCGGUUGGAGAAAGAAUACGAAGCAGAGGUAGAAGACUUACGCUCAAGAUCCAGAUCAAGGUCCCAGUCUAGAUCGAGAUCGGGAUCUCGGUCAUUAUCGCGUGCGUCAACUCAAUCCGGAUUUACCGAAAAUACAAUGCCAAACCUAUCGGACGUCUCCAUCUUUCCCGAUGCGUUGCAGCUCAGGGAUCAGUCAAGCUUAAGUCCAACAUCGAGCAGCUCCAGCUUUGUGCAUCUUGACAGCGCUGACAAGAUUGCAGCAAGUGGAGUGAAUGAUCACGAUGCAAGCCUGCUGUCUAAGGUUAGAAAUGCGGUUUUGAAAAAACGCAAUGAGGAGGCCAGACUAGAAGGAGAAAAGUCGGAUUAA
Messenger RNA from Ogataea parapolymorpha DL-1, 2061 nucleotides. Its product is annotated as Glycerol-3-phosphate/dihydroxyacetone phosphate dual substrate-specific sn-1 acyltransferase. The transcript has a single exon. Bases 1 to 2061 code for a protein of 686 amino acids. Lineage: Eukaryota; Fungi; Ascomycota; Pichiomycetes; Pichiales; Pichiaceae. Gene Ontology annotation, molecular function: glycerone-phosphate O-acyltransferase activity; glycerol-3-phosphate O-acyltransferase activity. Gene Ontology annotation, cellular component: endoplasmic reticulum membrane. Gene Ontology annotation, biological process: phospholipid biosynthetic process. The record is from RefSeq and is a predicted model, not a curated record.